Poecilia latipinna (sailfin molly) is the source of this 1119-nucleotide messenger RNA. Its product is annotated as sialic acid-binding Ig-like lectin 14. The record is from RefSeq and is a predicted model, not a curated record. NCBI's taxonomy places the organism in Eukaryota, Metazoa, Chordata, Actinopteri, Cyprinodontiformes, Poeciliidae. The transcript is spliced from 6 exons. Bases 37 to 1119 code for a protein of 360 amino acids.
UGACACUGACUUUCAAACACAGAAGUUGCUUGUUGGAUGUUUUGCUCACUGAGUGAAAUUCUUACGAAAGCAGACAAACAGUUUUCUAGUUUUAUCUGCACAAUAUUCAGUCCGAUGGCGGCUCUGUCUGAGAACAUGGUGACAGUCAGCAUGUUACUGAGUGUCGUCUUUCUUCCAGGUGAUGUGGCUGCUUGUCCAGAUCCAAUCCUUAUUGCUAACACACCUGGGUGGAUGGAAGCACUGAGUGGAUCUUGUUUGCAAAUCCCAUGUAGCUACAGUGCAACACAUUACACAUAUGGCCAAAGUAACAUUUAUUACGGAAUUUGGUUGAAAACUAACCCAUAUUUUGUGGAAAAUCCAAGCUCUCUUAUUUUCAACAGCAGUGGAUCAGUUAACAUUUAUCCACUGGAAAUCACUGGAAACCUGAGAGAGAAAAACUGCACCACUGUGUUUUCUGAUUUAAAAAUGAGGCAUAAAAACAAAUACUACCUCCGCAUUGAGAAUGGGAAAUUUAAGGCAACAGAUAUUUGUCAGCCUCUUCAUAUAACAGUAAAAGAUUCUCCUUGGAGUCCCAGCAUUAAUGUUCCCUCUGACCUGAAGGAGCAUCAGUCUGUCAUUGUAACCUGCUCAGCUUUCACUCCCUGUCCACACUCACCUCCUCAACUCACCUGGAAUCUCCAACCAGACUCUUUCAGACAAACAGAGAAAAACACAGAUGGAACCUUUACAACUAAAAUCCAGGAGACCAUCACUCUGUCAGACACACAUGAUGGAUACAACAUCAGCUGUUCUGCCAGAUAUCCUGUGAUUGGUGGAAGCAAGACAGCAGGGACAGAAGUGACUCUCAGUGUUUCAUACGCUCCUAGAAACACCUCAGCAUCCAUCAGUCCAUCAGGUUUGGUGUCAGCAGGUAGCUGGGUGGAGCUGAGCUGCUCCAGCAGAGCCAAACCUCCACCCAGAUUCACCUGGUUCAGGAACAACAAAGAUGGAGCCACUAAUGUGUCUGUGGACCAGGUUUACAACUUCAAUGCUACAGAGGGAGGAGAGUUUCACUGUGUGGCUUCAAAUGAUCUGGGUCAACAAAAAUCCUCUGUGAUCCUUGUCAAUGUUAAUGAGUGA